GUGCAAAGCUGCAGGGAGGGGAGGGAGGAGUCAGUGAACUGGGUCACAUGGUUUUCACACUGAUCGCUACUCGAAACAGAGCAGAAAGCCGUCGCGCACACGCCUGGACUGGAGCUCCAGGAACGAGUGAACGCUGCACAUUUGAUCGUCGCCUCGGCCGAUUUUCUGGUUGUUUUAGGGGGAAAGUACAUCUCCACCGGGCUGCUUGUAAAGCCGACCGUAGCGUGUAGGGUCUGGACGAGGCUUCUGUCUUUGGUUCAAACUUAAAGACGGUUAGUUUCUCUUACUGGGACCAAUCAGCGACUUUUCAGUUGCUGAACACUAAAACUGAGAAAACGGCUUUGGCACCGAGGUAGCAGAGGAGGAAACCCCCAGACUCACAGGACAUGGAGUCCACCAAAGCUGGAGGCGUAAUAGCCUACAUCAGCUCGUCCAGCUCUGCCUCCAGCCCAGAGUCGUGUCACAGCGACUCCUCCAAUGGCAGCUACCAGUCGUCCUCCCCGCCCCGCGGGUCCCCGCCUAGCCACGGACAGCUGAGGCAGCCGCUCGACCCCACGAUGGCCGUAGGAGGCCUAAAAUUGCCACGGACUCAGAAAGGUGGACGCUCGUCGUCCACAGCAAAGACUGGCAUCACAAAAAUCAACGGCCUGGUGCUGCUCUGUAAAGUGUGCGGGGACGUGGCCUCUGGAUUUCACUAUGGCGUCCAUGCCUGUGAGGGCUGCAAGGGCUUCUUCAGGAGGAGCAUCCAGCAGAACAUCCAGUACAAGAAGUGCCUGAAGAACGAGAGCUGCCCCAUCAUGAGGAUCAACAGGAACCGCUGCCAGCAGUGCCGCUUCAAGAAAUGCCUGCUGGUGGGCAUGUCCAGAGACUCUGUACGCUUCGGCCGGAUCCCGAAGCGAGAGAAACAGCGCAUGCUGCUGGAGAUGCAGAGCGCCAUGAACAACAUGAUGAACAACAGCCAGCUGCAAAGCCAGCUGUACAGCAGCCAGAGCCUGCCCAUUGUUAAACCGCUGCCAGCCGGCGCCACCGAGCCUACCUCAGACGAUGCCGUCCCCGCCGCCUCCUGCUCUCCUUCCUCCUCACCUCACUCCAGCCAAUCAGACUCCAGCUUAGACCCAGAACCCGCCGCGUCGAUGGACACCAGCCCCAGCUCGGCCUCGCCCAGCGCGUCGGACAGCAGCGAGGAGGAGGUGAUCGGCUCGGUGACCAGGGCCCACCAGGAAACCUUCAUGUACAACCAGGAGCAGAGCAGCCUGCCCUCCCGGGCCUCGCAGCCUGCGAACACCCUCGGCUGUGGCCUCGCCAAAACCCCCACCGACAACCAGAUGCAGGAGCGGCAGGGCACCUGGGACCACCGCAAGAGCCCGGUCACGGUGGCCCGGCACUCCACCUUGAGCUUUGACCCCCAGGGUCAGAAGGAGGUCAACCAGUGCCCCUUCGGGCUGUCCAGGACGGCUGCCACCAGCCACUUUCCAGCAUAUACACAUGGAGCUUUCAGGGCACCGUCCACAGAAGGCUCCACCAAUGGAUCGUGCAGCAUCGCCCUGUGGAGAGGAGGCAACAGGAUGCAUCUGGUUUGUCCGAUGAACACUUCGCCUCACGUGGACCCUCAGAAGUCCGGCCACGAGGUGUGGGAGGAAUUCUCCCACAGCUUCACCCCGGCGGUCAGGGAGGUGGUCGAGUUUGCCAAGAAGAUCCCAGGCUUCAGAGAGCUUUCCCAGCAUGACCAGGUCAGCCUUUUGAAGGCUGGCACCUUUGAGGUGUUGGUGGUUCGCUUUGCCUCGCUGUUUGACGUGAAGGACCGCACUGUCACCUUUCUCGGAGGGAAGAGGUACAGCGUGGACAGUCUGAGGGCCCUGGGGGCCGGGGACCUGCUCAACUCCAUGUUUGACUUUAGUGAGAAGCUCAUGAACCUGGGUCUCAGUGAGGAGGAGAUGAGCCUGUUUACUGCUGUGGUUCUGGUCUCUGCAGAUCGAUCUGGCAUCGAGAACGUGAACUCCGUGGAGGCCCUGCAGGAGACGCUUAUCCGCGCCCUGCGGAGCCUCAUCACCAAGAACCACCCCAACGAGGCCUCCAUCUUCACCAAACUGCUGCUCAAGCUGCCCGACCUGCGUUCCCUCAACAACAUGCACUCUGAGCAGCUGCUCGCCUUCAAGGUCCAUUCCUGAACUUUCCUAAAGUACUUGACGCCGUCCGCCCCCACUUCACCUGAAAACAUUGCACCCGAGACAAAAGCAGCCCUAAAGGCCGCCUGGAGCACCAGCUCCACCCGACCACACCUGCACGGGCCUUUGGGUUUAGCUCUUUGUCUAAAAAGUCAAGUGGAAGUUGUACUGUAGGGCGUGACGGCCUGUGUGACGGUAAUGCAGACGCACAGACACUCUGACUGGUGUACAUGUCUCUCGUGUUUGUGUGUAGCAGCUGUACAAAGAUUAGAUGCACUUUCCUGUAUAGUGUCGAUGGUAUUUUUGCAUUCAUAGUGCAAUAUGUGACUGCUUCUGGGUCUGAGUCUAAACGUUUCCCUGCGGUGGUGCACGUUAAAUUGAACUGGUGCUGCUCUCGCGGGACGAAAAACGCGCUGGAGGUAAAGUUCUCUUUAAAAGCAGCCGAAACUGAGGAGUCUGUGCAGGAAAGCUGCUUUCAGUUGGAGCAGCAGGGAAACCUGAACGUGGCGUCUUUGGACAGAUUUGGGAAGCAGACGCUUGAUUUCAUCCACGUGUGUUCGUGCCAUGACUUGUUUGUUUUGUGUUCUAAAUUAUUUGGGCAUUGUGACAAAUCGAACGUGUCAGAGUCGCUCUUUACUGAGAUCAGUAUAAAUGAAGACUGAAGCCAUGAAAUGAAAUUGUGGACUGUGUCUUCUUUCUCGUGACAUCUCCGAGAGUCUGGACAGAAACGUCACCUCGUAGUCACCAGCAGCUUCUGCACGCUUCGUUACACGUCUCUACGUUUUUACAGAGACUCUGUUCUGUAGCUGAUGCAGGUCCAUGUAUGACGAUUUCACAUAAGUCUGAUUGUAAAAGUGUUUGUAAUGUAAAGACAUGAGCAGAGCUGCUGCUGAAACACUAUCAGCCUUUUAUUCUCCACGACUUCUAUUAUUGCAGUGACAUGUUCUGAAAGGAUGCAGUAUGCAUAGAUUUCUAUAGAAAUAUAUUAUCAUAUAAACAUAACUGUAUGUGUGUGUAUAUAAAUAAUAUGAAUGAAUAAAUUUUCUAAAU
Molecule: messenger RNA, 3215 nt
Organism: Pundamilia nyererei
Lineage: Eukaryota; Metazoa; Chordata; Actinopteri; Cichliformes; Cichlidae
Gene: nr1d2b
Product: nuclear receptor subfamily 1, group D, member 2b
Exons: 8
Coding region: 387-2168 (593 amino acids)
Biological process (GO): hormone-mediated signaling pathway; positive regulation of transcription by RNA polymerase II; cell differentiation
Molecular function (GO): RNA polymerase II cis-regulatory region sequence-specific DNA binding; nuclear receptor activity; zinc ion binding
Source: RefSeq, a predicted model, not a curated record